Portunus trituberculatus (swimming crab) is the source of this 873-nucleotide messenger RNA. RefSeq names its product 60S ribosomal protein L8-like (gene RpL8). Gene Ontology annotation, molecular function: RNA binding; structural constituent of ribosome. The record is from RefSeq and is a predicted model, not a curated record. Gene Ontology annotation, cellular component: cytosolic large ribosomal subunit; ribosome. Gene Ontology annotation, biological process: cytoplasmic translation. Lineage: Eukaryota; Metazoa; Arthropoda; Malacostraca; Decapoda; Portunidae.
GCAUCCAGACAGUCACUUUUCCCUUCAGCCUUUCCACAUCAACCCCAACACAGGCGUGGCGCGAUGGGGCGAGUGAUCCGGGCACAGAGGAAGGGUGCGGGGUCUGUCUUCAAGUCCCACACCCAUCACCGCAAGGGCAAGCCAGCGCUGAGGCCUGUCGACUAUGCUGAGCGACACGGCUACAUCCGCGGCAUUAUCAAGACCAUCAUCCACGACCCAGGCCGCGGCGCCCCCAUAGCUGAGGUGCACUUCCGCGACCCCUACCGCUACAAGACCCGCAAGGAACUGUUUCUGGCCGCUGAGGGAAUGUACUCCGGCCAGUUUGUGUACUGCGGCAAGAAGGCCAACCUCGAUGUGGGUAACGUGAUGCCGAUCGGUACUCUGCCUGAGGGAACCAUCGUGUGCAACCUGGAGGAGAAGACAGGGGACCGCGGCCGCAUUGCUCGUGGGUCCGGCAACUACGCUCAGGUCAUUGCCCACAACCCGGAGACCAAGAAGACCAGGGUGAAGCUUCCCUCUGGUGCCAAGAAAGUGCCCUCUGCUAACCGUGCUAUGAUUGGCAUUGUGGCAGGCGGCGGACGUAUUGACAAGCCCAUCCUGAAGGCCGGCCGCGCGUACCACAAGUAUCGCGUGAAGAGGAACAGCUGGCCCAAGGUCCGUGGUGUGGCCAUGAACCCGGUUGAGCAUCCCCACGGUGGAGGUAACCAUCAGCACAUUGGCAAGGCUUCCACCGUGUCCCGAGGGAAGUGUGCUGGUAGGAAGGUCGGUCUCAUCGCCGCCCGCAGAACUGGUCUCAUCCGUGGUACCAAGAAGGACCCCAGACACGCUGCUUAGUGUAACAGUGGCAGGAUUAAAUAAAUGUUGGCGUGAGGA